This is a messenger RNA of Brassica oleracea var. oleracea, 1167 nucleotides long. Its product is annotated as ran-binding protein 9-like. The record is from RefSeq and is a predicted model, not a curated record. Gene Ontology annotation, biological process: cell surface receptor signaling pathway; cytoskeleton organization. Gene Ontology annotation, molecular function: protein binding. The transcript is spliced from 9 exons. Gene Ontology annotation, cellular component: cytoplasm. NCBI's taxonomy places the organism in Eukaryota, Viridiplantae, Streptophyta, Magnoliopsida, Brassicales, Brassicaceae. Bases 82 to 1119 code for a protein of 345 amino acids.
UUGAAUCAACGAAACAAACAAAGAGAUAUUCUCUCUAACAACUCUGUUCCCAUAAAUCGAAAUUCUAGGGUUCUGAUUCAAAUGAACUCCUCCCACUUCAUUCACAAAUUUCGCCACUCUUCUAACCGAGAAGACAUGGCCAACGAGGAAGAAGAAGAAUCACCCACGGAGCUAAACACGAUCAACAGCUCCGGCGGUUUCCUAAUCGUCUCUCCCGAUAAAGUCUCCCUCAAGUACACCGGCGCUGGCCAGCACGGUCACGACGUCGGCGUCGUUCAAGCGAAUAAGCCUGCUCCCUUCAAGCGUCACGCUUACUACUUCGAGAUGUACGUCAAAGAUGCUGGCGUUAAAGGAAGGGUUGCGAUUGGUUUCACUACUGAUAACUUCAAAACCGGAAGGCAUCCUGGAUGGGAACUCAACACUUGUGGGUAUCAUGGUGAAGAUGGACUUAUUUAUCUUGGGAAAAGACAAGGUGAAGCAUUUGGUCCGGCGUAUACAACCGGUGAUACGGUUGGUGCCGGUAUAAACUAUGAUUCUCAGGAGUUCUUUUUCACUGUAAAUGGAACUCUGGUAGGGACUGUCUCCAAGUACAUCAAGGGUCCUCUGUUUCCUACUGUCGCCGUACAUAGCCAAAACGAGGAGGUUACUGUUAACUUUGGGCUGGAGAAGUUUGCUUUUGAUUUUAAGGGGUAUGAGGUAUCGGAGAGGAAUAAGCAACAAAUAGCCAUUGAAAAGACAUCCAUACCACCGAACAUGAAUUAUAGGCUAGUAAAAAAUUACUUGCUUCAUUUUGGGUAUGAAGAGACUUUUCAAGCUUUCAACCUAGCUACUAAAAGUACAGUUCCUCCUAUCUACUUUGCUCAAGAAGACGGUGUUGAGGUGCAAGAUACAGCAUAUGCACUGAAUGAGAGGAAGAUCCUUAGACAGCUUAUAGGGAAGGGUGAGAUUGAUGCUGCUCUUGCUAAACUCAGGGAUUGCUAUCCCCAACUUGUACAGGAUGAUAAAUCAGAAGUUUGCUUCCUCCUUCGCUGUCAAAAGUUCAUUGAGUUAGUACGGAUUGGAGCAUUGGAAGUAGCUGUGAAAUAUGGAAGAGUGGAGUUAGCCAGUUCAUUGGUUUAAAUGUAUUCCAAGACAUUGUAGAGGUAUUGACGCUUCUUCGACCUUAAA